Messenger RNA from Dendroctonus ponderosae (mountain pine beetle), 1139 nucleotides. RefSeq names its product phosphoserine phosphatase. Bases 385 to 1059 code for a protein of 224 amino acids. Lineage: Eukaryota; Metazoa; Arthropoda; Insecta; Coleoptera; Curculionidae. The record is from RefSeq and is a predicted model, not a curated record. Gene Ontology annotation, cellular component: cytoplasm. Gene Ontology annotation, biological process: L-serine biosynthetic process; dephosphorylation. Gene Ontology annotation, molecular function: magnesium ion binding; L-phosphoserine phosphatase activity. The transcript has a single exon.
ACAGAGCCGCGAAAUUCUUCACAAGUUCUUGCUCGCGUUGAAUGUCAAGGAUUUAUACAGAACAUUCUGGGAAAAGCAAAAAAACAAACCUUCAAGCAAUGUGCAGUCCAUAGACCAAGACUUAUCGUGCAGCCUUCAGAGAGGAAUAGUCAGAGUAGUACAAGACUUGCCUCUGCAGUCUCAGUCUUUAUCUAUUACAUAAUAGAGUAGCCUGCGAUCUGAUCUAUGGUAACGUGGACGUAAAGUAAGGUUACGCGAUGGGUCAUGGUAAAUAGUAAACAAGCUAAUCUGUUCUGGAACAGUUCCAGAUUUCAUUGUUUGUGAAGUGAUUUUGUUGUAUGUACCGAGUGUAAAACGUGGGGACUGAACGGAGCUGAAGUGAAAAUGUUUGAAGAAGUGUUGGCGGUGUUAAAGCGAGUGGACGCGGUAUGUUUGGAUGUGGAUUCCACCGUUAUCCGAGAAGAAGGAAUCGAUGAACUGGCCAAAUUCUGUGGGAAAGGCGACGAAGUGGCCGCGCUAACCGCCCAGGCAAUGAGUGGCGCGAUGUCGUUUGAACAAGCCCUACAUUGGAGGUUGAACAUCAUUCGGCCGUCAGUCACACAAGUGAAGGACUUUAUAAAAACGUCGCCGCUCACAUUAACCCCGGGCGUCAAAAGUUUUGUGGAUCUGUUACACAACCGAAUAAUCCCAGUUUUUCUGGUAUCGGGCGGCUUUUCCUCCAUAAUAGCCCCAAUCGCCGAACAGCUCAAAAUCCCAAUGACGCAAGUCGCUGCCAACAGGCUCAUGUUCUCCUUAGACGGCGAGUAUGCGGGAUUUGAUGAAAGCCAACCGACUUCUCGCAGUGGAGGAAAGGGGGUUUUUAUCGAGCAAUUGAAGGAAACGUGUGGAUUCAAGCACCUGGUGCUGAUUGGGGAUGGAAUGACCGAUGUGGAAGCUUGCCCGCCUGCUGAUGCCUUCAUAGGAUAUGGGGGCAACAUUAUCAGGCCGGAGGUCCGAGCGAAAGCCAAGUGGUUCGUCACAGACUUUAACGAAAUCAGCAAUGUGCUGAUCAAUCCUUAGACUAUUUAGUUUUAUCAACAAUUGCCUUUUAUACCUAUGAGAAAUACAUUUGGUACUAUUUUCGUACCAAUAUUUUUGUA